AUGGGACAGGACGUCAAGGUUAUGGUUGUUGGAGAUGGUGCUGUCGGUAAGACCUGUAUGCUGAUUUCCUACACGACGAACUCGUUCCCCGGCGAGUACGUGCCUACGGUGUUCGACAAUUACACCGCCAACACGGUCGUUGAGGGAAAUCCUGUAAAUUUGGGCUCUGGCGAGUACGACCAGCUCAGGCCUCUCAGCUACCCGGGAACUGACGUGUUCAUCAUCUGCUUCUCCCUCACCUCCCCCGAAAGUUUUGACAACGUGAAGAACAAGUGGGUGCCCGAGGUGACGCACUUCAACCCCAAGACGCCAAUCAUCCUGGUCGGCACCAAGUUGGAUUUGAGAGACAACGAGGAAACGAUCGCUUCCCUCAAGCAGCACAAUCUCGCUCCCAUCCAGUUCGUCAAGAACCUGUCGCUGGUCUUCGAGGAGGCCUGCAAGGCUGUCUUUGUGGACCACACCCAGAAGACGGGCAAGGACAAGAAGGACAAGAAGGGCGGCGGCGACAAAGAGAAGAAGGAGUGCAUCAUGCAAUAA
This is a messenger RNA of Acanthamoeba castellanii str. Neff, 537 nucleotides long. RefSeq names its product small GTPase RAC, putative. NCBI's taxonomy places the organism in Eukaryota, Discosea, Longamoebia, Acanthamoebidae. The record is from RefSeq and is a predicted model, not a curated record. Bases 1 to 537 code for a protein of 178 amino acids. Gene Ontology annotation, biological process: regulation of actin cytoskeleton organization; small GTPase-mediated signal transduction; cortical cytoskeleton organization. The transcript is spliced from 5 exons. Gene Ontology annotation, molecular function: GTP binding; GTPase activity; protein kinase binding. Gene Ontology annotation, cellular component: cytoplasmic vesicle; cell projection; plasma membrane.